AUGAAUACGAUUUCUGAUAAUAAUAUUUACGAUUUUAAUUGUUUACAUCAAAGUGAAAAGAAUGAAGAUCUUGAACAAAGUGAUGGUGGUCGUAAACCUGGGCAUGGAGGACACCAUGGAUCACAUCGUCCUGAACAUGGUUCAAUCGAAUGCGGAGAACAUGGCAAACAUCUAGGUCACCCAGGAAAACAUCCAAAUCGUCCAUGUCAUCAUGGACCACAUACUUUUCGUCCAACAAGCUCUACAUUAGCGUAA
Messenger RNA from Adineta steineri, 255 nucleotides. Lineage: Eukaryota; Metazoa; Rotifera; Eurotatoria; Adinetida; Adinetidae. The record is from the annotation of a GenBank genome assembly.